Oncorhynchus gorbuscha (pink salmon) is the source of this 3173-nucleotide messenger RNA. Its product is annotated as 5-hydroxytryptamine receptor 2A-like. Gene Ontology annotation, cellular component: dendrite; plasma membrane. The record is from RefSeq and is a predicted model, not a curated record. Gene Ontology annotation, molecular function: neurotransmitter receptor activity; G protein-coupled serotonin receptor activity. Bases 1102 to 2610 code for a protein of 502 amino acids. The transcript has 3 exons. Gene Ontology annotation, biological process: chemical synaptic transmission; G protein-coupled receptor signaling pathway, coupled to cyclic nucleotide second messenger. NCBI's taxonomy places the organism in Eukaryota, Metazoa, Chordata, Actinopteri, Salmoniformes, Salmonidae.
GGCAGGGAGAGAGAGAGAGAGAGAGAGAGAGAGAGAGAGUGAGGCAGGCAGGCAGGCAGGCAGAGAGAGAGCAUGUGAGUGUGUGUGUGAGGGAGAAGAAACGGCACACAGUGGAGUAUUGCUCAGUGACUGGUGGCUGAGGUGAGGUGUAAAGCUGUAGGGGACUUUCUAAUAAUCAGGGGACCUGAAGACCCUGUCUUUUGUCAAAGAGGAAUCAAAACGAUAUCGGCUCUGUAGAGGCUGGACUAAAGGGCUGAAGGAAUAUGGAAGAAAAAAAGGAGAAACGGAAUAAAGGUAGAGGAAUGUUUUCAGUGUGACUUUUUCCCAAACCACCAUUUUCCAUCCAUCACAUCCGGCGAAACUCACCACCUUCCCAGCACAGAGGGCGGACCUGGCUGGAAGUGUGUGUGUGACAGUAAGAAAGGGAGGAAGAGUGUCUGUGACACCUGUCAUCACUCAUUAUGCUGUUGAUCCAUUUCCAUAGCACUGACACACACAGGUGCAGUUCUUAGCGAGCGCAGCAGAGACACCUGAGAAUUUUCUGACAAACACAUACCUCCUGUCUCAUCUUCUCCAUUGAAAUGACGAUGUCAGGUUUAAACCGAGCGGUCGCUGCCUUCUGACAGUGUGGAUACCUUCUGUCCAAACUGGCACACGGGAGUUGAGCACAUUCUUAUCAUUAUACUUUCCUGAUUUCAAAUGGAUUCAACCUCUUUGAUCAACAGGUAAUAAUGUGGACCUGAGAAAAGGAUUGAAUGUGAGAUAUCGUGCUUAGGGUAUUUGCCCUCCGGUUUGGAAUACUUGGAACAGAGCGAAAGUCAUAGAGCUCUCUAUUGUUCAUUUUUUUUGCUAAGUUAUUGUCCGUCCGUCAUUAGCUACGACUACUUGAAUAAUUAACCGAGGUGAAGUCUGUACCCAUGGACAGCCUUCUCUGACUUAAUCCCACGUAGUUGAACACUGACAGACGUUAUGAGGGUUGACUUUGAGCUCUGAGCAUGUGGAGACUCUUAAGGACCAGAUCUAUCCCUCUCUGCUCCUCUCUCACCACGUAACAGACUUGGAAGAGUUAGUGUGCCAUUGUAAGGGACGUGCUGGAGGUGUAUGGCGACUGACAUAAUGAACCUGCAUGGGAACGUAUCGGAGUUGAUCUCUUCUGCCGUCAGAGCCAUAACGCUUCCGUCCUUUGACCCCGACCCUGACCCUUGGCCUAACGGUCCAGAGAGACUUCUAGGAAAUGAAAGCAGGAAUUUUUCAAAUGGGUGUAACGGGAAUGAUGUCGGCAAUGUGCAUGACUUUCCGCCAGGCAACUGGACGCAUAGCGGCAAGGUUUACAGUGAUGGAGCAAGGAUUCUGGCAUCAUCGCAGUGUGUGAAGGGGAUGAAAGCAGUGGACAAGAACUGGGCUGCUUUGCUGAUCCUGGCGGUCAUUGCCGUUACAGUGACGGGUAACAUCCUGGUCAUCAUCGCAGUGUCUCUGGAGAAGAAGCUCCAGAACGCCACCAACUACUUCCUGAUGUCGCUGGCUGUCGCCGACAUGCUGCUGGGCAUCCUGGUCAUGCCCAUCUCCAUGGUGACAAUUCUCUAUGACCACUGGUGGCCCCUGCCCUCGGACCUGUGCCCUAUCUGGAUCUACCUGGAUGUGCUGUUCUCCACAGCCUCCAUCAUGCACCUGUGUGCCAUCUCUCUGGACCGCUACAUCGCCAUCAGAAACCCCCUCCACCACAGCCGCUUCAACUCCCGAACCAAGGCUCGCCUCAAGAUCAUGGCUGUCUGGACCAUCUCUGUGGGUAUCUCCAUGCCCAUCCCUGUCCUAGGCCUGCGGGACCACACAAAGGUAUUUAAAGAUGGCAGCUGCCUGCUGACAGAUGACAGUUUCGUCCUGGUAGGCUCCUUCGUGGCCUUCUUCGUCCCCCUCACCAUCAUGGUGGUCACCUACUUCCUCACCAUCAGCGCCCUGCAGAAUGAGGCUACACUCUGCCUGGACCAGCUUGUGCCCAGGCCCAAGUGGAGUGCCACCCUGACCCUGGGAUUUUUCCCACAGUCCUCGCUCUCCUCAGAGAAGCUCUUCUUCAGGCGUUCGCUCAGCCGCGACACGAGAGGGGUGGGAGGAGGGGUUGGCGGGGCUGGGGUGGACCCGCGGUACGGGCGUCGUACCAUGCAGUCAAUCAGCAAUGAGCAGAAGGCCACCAAGGUCCUGGGUGUGGUCUUCUUCUUGUUCGUGGUCAUGUGGUGUCCCUUCUUCAUCACCAAUGUGCUGGCAGUGGUGUGCAACCCCAUGAACUGUGACCCGUGGGUGAUGGGGGGGCUGCUGAACGUGUUCGUGUGGGUGGGAUACCUCUCCUCAGCCGUCAACCCUCUGGUAUACACUCUGUUCAACAAAACGUACCGUGCAGCCUUCUCCCGCUACGUAUGCUGCCAGUACAGCCCGGAGAGGAAGCCUCUGCAGCUCAUGUUGGUUAAUACCAUCCCUCCACUGGCCUACAACUCCACCCACCUGCCCCUGGAGGAAAUGGGGUCCCUCAGGAAUGGGGCCCACAGUGGUGGAGGACCAAAUCAAACUCAGACAACGACAAGGCACCCAGGGACCAAGAUGAGAGCAUCAGCUGUGUGAGAGGUUGUGAGCCUGUGAGGACUGAAUCUCCCAUAAUCCUAGUGAGAUGUGCUGUGUUUUGAUCACGAUCUCGCCUUGGGAACGGAGGUUCCUGUGCUGGAAUGUGUUCAGUAGCUCUGUGGUGAGACUCAUGCCAGAGAGGAAUAUGUGAAGAGAGAGGGUCCACUCCCGUCAAAAUCUGUCCACUCGCGAAUACAGUGAUAAACUGUAGGAAGCAGGGAGUACAGAGAGAGGAAAAGACACAACCUGCCUCACAAACACUUAAACUAGUUACACCAGAAGAGAACAACUGAGCUAAAGCAAAAUGAUCAGCAAUAGCCAGGGGCCACGAGGGGAUACAUUUCCCCAAAAUGUUCAUACACAUAGCCUGGAUACCAGACUGUUUAGCUAACAUUCCACUCAUUGUGUGCCAAAGAUGUUUCACAAUGACACAUUAAGGAGUGGAUUAUUAACUAAACAGACUAGUACCUAAGCUACAGUGGCUUGCGAAAGUAUUCACCCCCUUGGCAUUCUUCCUAUUUUGUUACCUUACAACCUGGAAUUUAAAGUCAAUACUUUGUAGA